Cydia fagiglandana is the source of this 8284-nucleotide messenger RNA. Its product is annotated as ribosomal protein S6 kinase alpha-5-like. The record is from RefSeq and is a predicted model, not a curated record. Gene Ontology annotation, molecular function: ATP binding; protein serine/threonine kinase activity. NCBI's taxonomy places the organism in Eukaryota, Metazoa, Arthropoda, Insecta, Lepidoptera, Tortricidae. Gene Ontology annotation, biological process: peptidyl-serine phosphorylation; regulation of DNA-templated transcription. The coding region runs from base 593 to 4174 and encodes 1193 amino acids. The transcript is spliced from 20 exons.
ACUAUCAUAUAGCUACGCGUUGUCGGAUAGUGGCUACGCGCAAGCCGUAUAACGCAUUUAUAACGCGAUUCGAGACGUAUUACAUCCGAAAUAACAGUGAAUACUAUCGCUUAAGUGCUUUGUUGACAUUAUUGGACGUAUUUACGAGCGUACUGCCAGUGAACAUUGUGAUUUAGCAAAAAGGCGGGCAAAAAUCAGUGCAAGUGACGAUUACGAGGCUAUUUAUAGACGGACGCGGGGCAAGAUAAAGCUGUAUUUAUUGACAUAAGAAGUGUGUGGUGUGAAAUAAACAUUGUAGACUGUUGUCGUGACUGCAUUAGAGUGAUUUCAUUUCCAAUAAGACUAUUUUUCUAUGAAGAAAACGAAACCGCGAAACUAGUUUGACAGCUCACGGAUGCACACAAACACAGAUUGCGGCUUUGCGCACGUGUGAGUGUGCCGUCAGUUUAGUGAUGUGAAUAUCUUGCGCUUAUCGAUUCAAUCCGAUUAAAUAUAUUUCAAGGACGAUUGUUAAUAUUGGUGGGAUAUGUAACAAUAUGUAUAACAUUGAAUGAUACAAAUUGAGUAAGAAAACAUAUAUUUUAAUAUAAUUAUGGAGACGACUAGACCUGAUAGUCAAAAAACUGAGGAACCGGCUUCUGCAAGAGUUUCUUCCUCAAGUUCUAAUCAACUAUUUAUAGCAGACACUUUAGACUUGCCUGACGACACAUUUCGUAUGAGUCUGGAUAGUUAUUCAGUUAUCGGCGAAAAUGUAACUAUAGGAGACAGGAACUCUUCCAUAGAUAUAGAGCCAGCUGGGUUGGUUAAAACUGCUUCAACGCCGGCCGUUGAAACACCUGAAACUCCAAUUGUCGAGCCGUUUACUCCGCCCCCUGAAACUCCUAUUGCUGAUCCUUGCACGCCACCCCCAGAACCGUUGGCUAUUGUAGAAACUCCGAAGAUAAACGAGCAAGAUAAAAUACAAAGAACGCAGAAUUUGUUGAAGUUGUCGCUCAUCAAGAACACCGAUAAUGUUUUCGUUAAGCCGUCUCCAGUUAUGGAGGUAAUGUCGCCGGCAAGAAUGCUACAGUUCGAAGUGGACGCGUGCGCGACGCCUACAAUGAAAAGAGCUGCAAUCAAUUUCGAUUUCUUUAAACAGAACAAAUUUGAUGAAUACUUUGACGAUGACGACGAUCCUAAACAAGAAAUGGAAGAGAAGGAAAAAGUUGAGGUUUCUAAAGAUCCCAAACCAAAUGAGAAGCCGUUUGAAGAGGCUGCCGUUAUCGUAAAGGCCAAGGACACUAUACGACAUGAAAUUGGUUAUGUCAAUCUAAAUGGACAAUCAAAAGUGGACAUAUCACAUUUCGACCUGCUCAAAGUCCUCGGCACAGGAGCGUACGGCAAAGUUUUUCUAGUAAAAAAGAGAUGCGGCGUCGACGAGGGCAAACUAUACGCGAUGAAGGUGCUCAAAAAGGCUUCCAUAGUGCAGAAACUAAAAACGGCAGAACACACCAGGACGGAGAGACAGGUCCUGGAAGCAGUGAGAGAGUGCCCGUUCCUGGUCACGCUACAUUACGCCUUCCAGACAGACUCCAAACUACACCUCAUACUUGAUUACGUUGCUGGCGGGGAGCUGUUCACACACCUGUACCAAAGGGAGCAUUUCUACGAAAAUGAAGUUCGGAUAUACAUCGCCGAGAUCAUACUCGCGCUCGAGCAGUUACAUAAGCUCGGCAUCAUCUACCGCGACAUCAAACUGGAGAACAUCCUUCUGGACGCCGAAGGUCACAUAGUGUUGACUGACUUCGGCCUCUCCAAGGAGUUCUGCGGCGGAGAGAGCAGAGCGUACAGCUUCUGCGGGACCAUCGAGUAUAUGGCGCCAGAGGUGGUCAGGAGCGGCAGUCAGGGGCAUGAUAUCGCGGUAGACUGGUGGUCGGUCGGCGUCCUCACCUACGAGCUCCUCACGGGGGCUUCACCGUUCACUGUCGAAGGCGAGAAGAACACACAGCAGGAGAUCACAAAACGCAUAGUGCGGUGUAGCUACCCCGUGCCUACGGAAGUCAGUCCCGAAGUCCAGGACUUUAUUAAAAAAUUGCUAGUGAAAGACCCGCGGCGGCGUCUCGGAGGCGGAGAGAGCGAUGCCGACGAACUGAAGAGGCAUCCAUUUUUCCAGAACCUCGACUGGGACGCGGUGGCGCGCCGCGAGAUCCCCGCGCCGUUCGUGCCCGCGCUCGAGCACGCCGCGGACACGCGCAACUUCGCCGACGAGUUCACGCGCAUGCCGCCCACCGACUCGCCCGCGCAGGCGCCCAAACACAGCGACAAGCUGUUCCUCGGAUAUUCGUACGUGGCCCCAAGCAUCCUAUUCUCUGAAAACGUGAUAUCAGACCAGAUAUGGAUGCAAGCUACGGGACAGAAGCACGACAAACUCAAAGGAUGGGUUGCCAAGGACUCUCCAUUCUUCCAAAAAUACGCCGUGGACCUAAGUACGCCGCUGUUAGGCGACGGGACCUAUUCCGUCUGCCGGAAAUGUAUACACCGCGACACCGGGAAAGAAUAUGCUGUUAAGAUAAUCUCAACUCAGAAGAAAGACAUCAAACAGGAAAUCGAACUACUAAAAGCAUGCCAAGACUGCCCCUACAUCAUAACGCUUCACGAAGUCGUACAGGAUUCGGCGUUCACGUACAUAGUGACAGAGCUAGCGACAGGCGGUGAACUGCUCGCUCACAUCGGGCCGAGCGGCAUUGGCGAGCGAGUGGCGCGACGACUGUUAGCGCAGCUAGCGUGCGCAGUCAGACACAUGCAGCGGCGGCGGGCUGUGCACCGCGACCUUAAACCAGAGAAUAUAAUGCUGACGACGUGUCGUCUGCACGAGGCCAAGGUGAAGGUGGUGGACUUCGGGUUCGCGCGGCGCACGCCCGAGUGCGAGGAGCGCUCGCGCAUGAUGACGCCGUGUUUUAGCCUGCCGUACGCGGCGCCGGAGGUGGUGGCGCGCGCUCGCUCGGGCGCGGCGCCGGGCUACAGCGCCAGCUGCGACAUGUGGAGUCUUGGAGUUAUCUUCUACUGCAUGUUGUGCGGCAAGGCGCCUUUCCAGCCGGCCUCUAAGAAAGAACCCAUCACCUCAUACAUGGACCGCAUCCGACAAGGCAGCUUCUCCAUGGACGGUCCAAUAUGGGAGGCCAUAUCGAGCGACAGCAAGCGCCUCGUGGCGUCCCUGCUGACCCGCGACCCGCUCCGCCGGCCCUCGCCCGAGGACGUCCUGGCCGCGCUCGGCGUGCACGACGACCAGAGCAGCUUCAAGCUGGCCGACAUGACCAAAGCCGAGCUCUACAAACGCCGAAGCAAGAACAAGCAACGAUCAUCCUCCGAGACGGCCGCCAGCGACGCCCCCGAGUCCGAGUUGAUGCACACCAUCAACACCAUCAAGAGCAGGGACAACAACUCCAUAGAGAAUGACGUGGAGCUGAUCAAAGCCAACACUUUGGAUACGCCCGUGGUGGAGGAAGGCAAUCAUGAGGAUACCGAUGAGGUACCGAGCGUCAAACCUGUAGAAAAAACCUACUCCAAAUCCAGAUCAAAACUAGACGAUUACAUCUACAUCGAGAGCAGCCAGGGCCUCGACGGCACGGAGGUCGCCUUCCCCAAGACUAGUCGCGCCAAGAAACCCAAGGAGCCCUCUCCAGUACCGAGGAAACGGAGAAAAGUUGACAAACCUGAACCUAAACCUAAAGAAGGAACAAACACUAGGGAGCUGCGUAGCAAGGACAAGCCGAGCCCUAGCAGACCUAAAGAAUCCAUAGAGAACGAGAAAGCAGUAACAAGAGUCACUAGGAAAAGGAAAUAUGAUGAGAUGGUCAGCUCCAAACCUGUGCUUAGAGAAAAAGGCCAAAACGGGAGACAGUCCAAAAAUAGCGUUGAAAAAGAGGCUACUAGGAAAAUCGCGCGGCGGAAGAAGAUAGCACCAUUAAAAAUAGACGUUCAAACUAACAUCAGAAUGACACGCUCCAGAAUGAGACGGCUAGAGGUCAGUCUGUCUCCCUCUCAGGUCAAAACCAUCGUGCCGGCUUUCUCGUUCGAGUCGGAUAAGAGAGUUGAGUCGUCAGAAAGUAACUCUACUAAGAGGACGCGUAAAUCCAAAACGAGUAAAGCUAAACCUACCGUCCGAGCUACGCGCUCCCGCGCCAACCGGAGGUGAAUGUUAGAUACUAUAGGUACACGCUAAACUUUCCAGCUAUGCAGGGUGAAAUUUUAAUCACUAGCCAUACUCUGCAUAGUGACUUUAUACUGAACUUUUUUUUUAUAUUUAUGUUAUGGAGAUCCAACAGCUAUCUAUACAGAGUAUCCCAAAUUAAUAAGAGAUGGAGAGCCAAUUACAGCUGUUACAGUUAAUUACAGCAGAUGUAGCUACAGAUUAUUACAUUCAAGAUUACAGAUUAUUAUUUAUAUUAUAGGCGGUUUUCAGAUAAAAAUGGUACAUAUUACUUUUUUUCGAAAAACCAUCGACUUUUGGGUUAUUUAGACUUAGAAUCACGAGUACUAUUGAAUGAGAUAAAGAAAAAAAGUAUCUCCAGUUUUUCAUACAAAUUUUGGGCGUCAGUUUUGUAAUGGUUCAUACAAAAUGUAUGUGAAAAUGCGUUACAAAACUGUAAUUUUUUUUGGGAAACCUUUUUUCUUCUUAAAUCGAUAGUCCUCGUGAUUUUGAGUAGAAAUAACCCAAAAGUUAUCGGAUUUUCAAAAAACCGGGCAAGUGCGAGUCGGACUCGCGCACGAAGGAUUCCGUACCAUAAUGCAAAAAAAAACGGAAAAAAAUGAAAAAGAAAACGGUCACCCAUCCAACUUAACUUUGGUCAAAAAUCACGUUUGUUGUAUGGGAGCCCCAUUUAAAUAUUUAUUUUAUUCUGUUUUUAGUAUUUGUUGUUAUAGCGGCAACAGAAAUACAUCAUCUGUGAAAAUUUCAACUGUCUAGCUAUCACGGUUCGUGAGAUACAGCCUGGUGACAGACAGACGGACGGACGGACGGACAGCGAAGUCUUAGUAAUAGGGUCCCGUUUUACCCUUUGGGUACGGAACCCUAAAAAAAAAUGGUACAUUUUUUAGUGAAAAUGCCCAUAGGAAAAUUUGUCUGUCCCAUACAAAUCAGCGGCAUCACUUCAGCCGGAAUGUGUGAAACAGUUAAUCUUUUUCGCGAUUUCGGCAUUGGGCCCAUAAUAACAGUUGUUCAGUAUGACCUAUAACUCCUAUAAGAUCACUAGGUAGAUGGCUAGUGAUUAAAAUUUCACCAUGUAUUGUAGACCUUAUGCGAAUUAAUAUAAGGUUUACAAGGUAAGCUGGGGUGUUAGUGUUUGGCCUACAAUAGUAUAGCAGGGCUUAGCUAGUAUAAUUGGCCGCGAGUCUCGCACUGCAUUAAUAUCCAGCCGAUGAACAUCUGAAAGUAACUUGGAAAUAAAUCUUACAGGUUAACCGGAGAUAUAUGUGACGUUCCACGGGUAAAGGUACCUUAUGGCGUACUACUGCGGUCCUACGCGACGCCAUAAGGUACCUUUAUCGUGGAACGUCACAUAUGUUUAAUUGUAGCCUAUGUAAGUUUCCGCUGCCACGAUUGGCUGACCAAACAAUAAUACUUGCAGUGCGUAGAAUCGCGUGAACAGUGAUAUAGUAAGGACGCAAAGCACGAAUAUUUCGUACAUUGACUCGCCUCUUCUUAUCUCAAACGCACGCGCGUGUGCUGUGCACUGUGCGAGCGCGACAACUAUAUAAUUAUGGAUGUGUUAUAGAAAUAGAAUCAGGCGGGUCAAUGUACGACAUUCUCCGUGCUUAGCGUCCUUACUUUAGCCUUACACAGACAGCAUUCGUGAAUUAAGAAAAAUGUUUUCAAGACAGUAAUAUCGAAUCUGACCUUUAAUUUCUGACGAUUUCAUUUCCGUUAUGAUAGUAACUUUACAAUUCUUCGACUUAACUUUAUUUUUUAUGUUAUUUAUUCUUUCGAUUCUUGUUUUUUCUUCCUUUGGAUGGUAUUCAACCUGUCCAAUAGCUUUGUCCAAUGUGUAUUGCGUCUCACAUUUUGCUUAAUGAGAGAGUGAGAUGCAUUGCCAUUAUAGUCCGUUUUUUUUAGCAUUAGAAAGAACUUCGCAGAAGUUCGCUUGUGGUUCUAAAUCUGGCACUUUUAGCGGUAACAAUUUGAAGUAAAUUAUAUGUAUUGACCAUACUACAUUAGAUAAUUCAAUAAUUAUUAACAAUUAACGAGCCUGAUAGAAACUGCACGCUUGCUUCUGCGGAGUUCUUUCUAAUGCUAAAAAAACGAACUAUAGACAAAGAAAUUGGACAGGUGGAAUACUACCCUUACUAAAACGGGUCGGUUCAUGAAAAAGGUUGACAAACACUGCUCUAGAGAACACGAUUUCAAGUCAACAAAAUUUUUAAUAAAUCGCUGUUUGUGAUCGACUUUUUACCGAUAUAUGGUUAUAUAUAUUUGUCAUUGCUAGAAUGAGAUGGUAAUAUACACUUCUCAUUCUAACAAAGGUAAGUUGCUUUCUUGAUCAAACAUAAAUGAAUCGUGAAUAAAUCCGCAUAAAUGUACUUGGAAGUUCUCAAUUUAUAUGUUUUUUUUUUUAUAAAAUAGAAUGUUGCCAGUGUAAGGCAGGCCACUAGCGCCCCCUAACCUCCCACUCCAAAUAUCGACAGAAUAGUGAUGGAAUAAAAACAGGCGCUUUGCUCAGCGUAGUGAUGGGAUGAAAUUAUUUAUUGGCGAGUAAGUUAUAUCGUAGUUAGCUCCACCCUAGUUCGAUAAAGAAUAGAACCUGUUUUUAUUUUUUAAUCCCUCUAUUUAAUGUUACUUUAAAAUAUUUACGAUACCUUUUUUCCUUAUUAUUACCAUUAGAGUUAAUUCUUUGAUGUUGGUUAUUAUGUAUUUCAGUAGGUAAUAUAAUAAUAAAUAGGUAAUUUUGUGUGUGAGUGCGCACUUGGCCCAUAGUUGGAAUAUACGAGUCCUAUCUGUAUUUUGUUUGCAUCGUCGCGCCGCGACGCCACAAGGCGCCACGCCGCGCCAUAACGCGCCACGAAGCGCCAUAUGGCGCCUUGGCGCCGCGCAGAUACUUCAUUGAACAGAUCUCUUUCCAUAAGACGAACUUUGGUUGUUUGUGUAUAUUUGUUUGGGAACUAGAUUUAAUAGGUUAAAUUUGUAAAUUUGUUUCGAAAUAAUGUAAUAGCAGUUUGUUUGGAGUAUUUUAUUGUUUAUCUUCCAUAUUUUCUGUAAGUGUACGAGCGAGCUACGAGUAAGUAAUGCUACGCGGUCCGUGCCAAAGCAUGCUUGGGGCGCCCGCUAAGGUUGCGUUAUUGAAUUCAAUGAAUUUGUGAAACUUUUCCUUCUCGUUUUAAGGGCUUCUACCAAAUAAAACUAUUGUUUUGAUUAUUUCAUUGUAAAUAAUUUAGCAUUUAGUACAAAAUCGGUGGAAGAAUUAAUUAUAUAAAUUUAAAUUAUAAAAAAUAAUCUCAAUACGAAGGGCCCGCGGCAUAUCAUUGGGAGGCGUGGCUUAGUGAUAAUUAUAACGAAAUUCAGUUCUGCCAACAUAAUAAUUAUAUUUUCUUAAGCGAAAUCUAAAUCAAUAAACCUUUAAAGUCAAAUUGCUUGCUUCGUGAUAUUUAUAUAUGUUUUUUUACAACAAUAGUGAGAAAAAUAAGUACAUGGGACAUAAGGAAGUUUAUUUGCAUUAAAUAUCGCACUGGAUUUCAAAUAUCUUUUAUGUUUUUAAGGAAAUCGAAGACCAAGGUGAUGAGUACCAUGUAAGAUGAAUUAUAUUGUUGACAUUAAAUUUAUUUUUACUUUUAGUCAGAAAAGAAUAUCAAUAUACGGGUGUUUUUACAAGUACACUGCGGUUUAAAUGCAAAGUAAUAUUACAACACAAAAAAAUCCAAUUUCAUCAUAAUAUUUAAGCAAUUUGUGUCAUCUUUUAGUAUAAUAAUAUUGAAAGAAAGAAUCAAUACUGUCAUGGCGGCUAAUGUUACGAGCAUAAUUCGCAAAGUUCAUGUAAAACCACCCAGAAAACGCAUAAUUACAAAAUCAGUGCCGAACUAACGAAUUUUUGGUUUUAGGAAAUUUAAUUUCCACAGCUUAAAAUGUAAAAGAUAGCCUUUACGUCACUAUCGUAACGUGUUAAAGUGCACUUAAAUGGAAUGUACCAAAAGAUUAUAUAAUUUUAUAACAAAGUUAGAGGAUACUAUUGAAGUCGGCGACAGACAAAUUUUGUAAAAUGUUACACUAUGCCGGACGGAGAUAUUUGAUUGUAAUAAUAUACCAUUUUAACAUUAA